ACCGAGGAAAUGGCGGAUCCAAAUCUGGAGAGAUUUAAGCAUCCUGACUUUAGUGUCAGGGUAGAUGAGUUGAAGGAAAUGGUGAUGAUGUUUCGUGUCUCAGAACUUCAAGUGCUCCUAGGAUUUGCAGGACGCAACAAAACUGGGAGAAAGACGGAACUGCUAGAAAGAGCUCUGGCACUGCUGAAGUUUAAUUCUGUACCCGUGCAACUAAAGGUCCAAGAACUCUACAGGUGUGUGACGAAAGAAAGAAGAUACCCCCACAGGGGUAAUUCCCCACCAGUGAAAUCAGCACCCCCACUCAGUACGAGUGCUUUAUCAUCAAAUACCAGUACGACAAAUGCGCAUACAUCUGUAUCACUGAGUAGUGCGUAUACAAGCAGCAGCAGCCAUACACCUAUAUACAAUCCCCCAGGCUCUGUCAGUCACCUAAAUGCAGUUCCUAUCCAUCCAGACGUCCGACUGAGGAAAUUACCAUUCUACGACACUUUGGGUGAACUAGUGAGGCCUACAAGUCUAGUCCCACAAGGUAAUGCAAGGUUCCAGGAGUCAUUCGUAAUUUUCCACCUGACACCACAGCAAGCACAAGAAAUUGCAAUAUCAAGGGACAUCAUCGCGGGAGCACGCUGUGAGUACACCGUACAGGUGCAGCUGAGGUUCUGCCUGCUAGAGUCUACGUGUGAACAAGACGACAACUUCCCGCCCAGCAUCUGUGUGCGCGUUAACACGAAGAUGUGUCCGCUGCCGAACAUCAUUCCAUCCAACAAACCGGGUGUGGAACCAAAGCGACCAAGUCGACCCGUGAACAUCACAGGUCUUUGUAAGCUGUCUCCAACAUCCUCUAACCACAUCAGCAUUUCCUGGGCAUCAGAAUUUGGAAGGGCAUAUUGUGUUGCUGUCUACCUGGUUAGAAAGCUGAAUGCUUCUAUACUGCUGCAGAGGCUAAAGAACACAGGAAUCCGCAAUGCAGAGCACACAAAAGCAUUGAUUAAGGAGAAGUUUGCACAGAACUCUAGUUCAGAUUGUGAGAUUGCAACAACCAGCCUACGAGUAUCAUUAAUGUGUCCGCUGGGUAAAAUGAGGAUCCAGAUACCUUGCCGGCCCAGCUCUUGCACGCACUUGCAGUGUUUCGAUGCCUCGCUAUACCUACAAAUGAAUGAGAAGAAGGCCACGUGGAUUUGCCCUGUUUGUGAUAAAACUGCGGCAUUUGAGAAGCUGCAGAUAGAUGGGCUGUUCAUGGAGAUAUUUAAGAAGGCACCUAACAGUGAAGAUAUUAAGUUCAUGGAAGAUGGUUCUUGGCAACCGCUGGUGCAGACUCAGGAGACUCUACUGAUAGCAACUCCAGACAAACCAGAGAAGAGGCCUGCUAAAGUGAUGAAUGCCGAUGCGACUGCUCCUUCUCCCACUAAGAAGAAAAAGGAGAGCGAAGUGGUCAUUGACCUAACACUGGAUAGCGAUAGUGACGAUGACAACCCGCCGCCACAGAACAGCGUCCACGCGCUCGAUCUGAGCCGACCCAGUAGUAUAUCUCCGGGGUUAAUGCCUGUGCCAAUAGGUGACCCUAUUCCAGCUUAUCGAUUGUCUGACCGCGUAGUGUUUGGAGGACCACCUGCAUUAACGUCCAAUCAAAAUUCUAGACUUAUGCCCUUGUCGAUGGGUGAACCGCAAGCGUCGCGAUCAUCAGACCUAAUAACGUCGUCAGUGCCCGUGCCCGUGUCGCUGAUGCGAAACGUCGCAGCGGCGGCGGCCUCUAGUGGACCCGUGGAUUACACGCCAUCGUACAUGACCCAGUUCAGCUCACCGGCCACCAACGCACUAUACGGACCACGUUACGACAUGUUCACGCUGCUCUCGGAGCAGCAGCGCUCGAUGGGCAGCCUCACGUCGUUGUCGGACCGCCUGCUUGACUCUCGCACGACCAGCUCGACGCCCGAAGUCGUCAACCGCAUCAGUCCGAACCAGGCGGGCUCACCGCCAGAGAUCAUCCCGCUCGACUGACUGCUGGGAGCGUCUGUGAGUGAUAUUCCGAACGAGUGGGGCGAGUGGUGGAGCCGCGCGACGAGCCGAGCGUACGGUCUCGCGGGGGGGCAGGGGGCGUGCGCCAGCCGGGAG
Messenger RNA from Priapulus caudatus, 2112 nucleotides. RefSeq names its product E3 SUMO-protein ligase PIAS2-like. The record is from RefSeq and is a predicted model, not a curated record. The transcript has 14 exons. Lineage: Eukaryota; Metazoa; Priapulida; Priapulimorpha; Priapulimorphida; Priapulidae. The coding region runs from base 10 to 1998 and encodes 662 amino acids. Gene Ontology annotation, biological process: regulation of transcription by RNA polymerase II; protein sumoylation. Gene Ontology annotation, molecular function: zinc ion binding; transcription coregulator activity; SUMO ligase activity.